GAAGACAUCCACACCUCAGAAGCAUCUUCUUGAAACCCAUCUCAAUUCUCUCCUCUUGACAACAUGUGUUGCAGCUACUAUGGCAACUCCUGUGGCUAUGGCUCCGGCUGUGGCUGUGGCUAUGGCUCUGGUUAUGGCUGUGGCUCUGGCUCUGGCUCUGGCUGUGGCUAUGGAACUGGCUACGGCUACGGCUGUGGCUGCGGCUCUGGCUCUGGCUGUGGCUGUGGCUAUGGAACUGGCUAUGGCUGUGGGUAUGGCUGUGGGUUUGGCUCCCGUUAUGGCUGUGGUUAUGGAACUGGCUGUGGCUGUGGAUACGGCUCUGGCUCUGGAUACGGCUCUGGCUCUGGCUACUGUGGCUACCGGCCAUUUUGCUUUAGAAGAUGCUAUUCUUCCUGCUAAAACAUCACUGUCAGAGGACCAUUUGCUUCUAAAAUGACAUGUCUGAAGAUAAUGCUGAUUCAAGGAUUCAUACUCCAAGAUUUCUAUAUCCAAGAAUUACAUGCUUGCCAGAGUCUUGGACCUCUAGUCUCACAUUUCUUUGAAUGAAAUCACGGCCAUAGGAUCCAUGGUGUCAUCUGACUCUUUUCCAAAUGUUAUCUUUUGCUCCCUUGAUCUCUGAUUCUCUGUUAUGACUGUGUUAAUGAUCAUAACAUCUACAAUUGCGGAAGUCAAUCAUGUGUA
Gorilla gorilla gorilla (western lowland gorilla) is the source of this 681-nucleotide messenger RNA. Its product is annotated as keratin-associated protein 6-2. The transcript has a single exon. The coding region runs from base 64 to 399 and encodes 111 amino acids. The record is from RefSeq and is a predicted model, not a curated record. Lineage: Eukaryota; Metazoa; Chordata; Mammalia; Primates; Hominidae.